AGACGGACACUUCCAGGCUGUUGACUGACUUCUUUUCCUCUGAGAAACGCAGUCCCACUUUGCAAGAAAGCAAAGAGAGAAGGAAAAAGAGGCAGAGAGAGAGAGAAAGCGGUGCGUGCGUCCUCUGAUUGGCUGAAUCGUGACGGCGUUACGCACGCGGAGCCUGGCGCGCAUAUAUUGGGUGUCAGUCAACAGUUUCCCACUCCGCCGGUUCCCCCGAGGGCACGCGCGGACCAGGAAAGUACCGAAAGGCUUCAGUGUCAUCAGAAUAACCCACUAGAGUCCAUGGCUGUCCUCGCACACAGCAGCUGCCUGUGGAUGUUGGUUGUGGGCGCGUGCGUGUCGCUGGUGGUGGGAACGGACUGUGGGAAGGAGUGUGCACUGUGUGUGUACCGUCUGCUGGGACAACAGUCCGCCUUCUCCUCCCUGACAUGUUCCCUGGAGUGUGAUGGUGGAUUGGACAGUCAGAAGCUCCGCCUCUGCAGAGACAUCCUUCUGGAGGAGGACAACCACAUCCCCCUGGACGAUGACCGUCAACUGCAGGAACAGGAAGCAGCGGGCGCUAACGAAGAGGAGGCGGCGUCACCGGAACACCAACUGGCUAAGAAGUAUGGCGGAUUCAUGAAGCGCUACGGGGGCUUCAUGUCACGCCGCUCCUCAUCCCCAGAGGGGGCGCUAGAGGAACCGGGAAACCAGGACGAGGAAGAGAACGUACGGCUGGAGAUCCUAAAGAUCCUGAACGCAGCAACUGAGCACGGCGCUGACGGAGGUGAGGCGGUAAAGCGGUACGGAGGCUUCAUGCGUCGGGCUGGAGGAGAAGCUCAGAGCGACCUGCUGGAGGCGGUGUUGGGCCGUGGGCUGAAGAAGCGCUACGGAGGGUUCAUGAGGCGUGUGGGCAGGCCGGAGUGGCUGGUGGACAGCAGCAAGAGCGUGGGCGGAGGCAUGUUGAAAAGGGCAUGGGAGAACGGCAGCGAGUUACAGAAGAGGUACGGGGGCUUCAUGGACUAGGACGCCAGAGCUCCACCCCCUUCUGCCUCCUUCCUCCACUUCUUUCCAACCGAUCACCUUGUAGUUUGGACUUGUCAGUGUUCAAAACAACUCCUCACAACUUCAGCUAAUAACUUCGCAUCAUCUUGCUUUGUAUGACGUGCUGCUGCCUACUUCAUUGGUCCAACUGGUCUUGUAACGAUAAAAAGAUAAACAUACAGUAUAUCGAUCAGAUGUUAAAUCAUUUUUUGGCUGACUUUUUGGUCUGUUUUAUUGGUUUCCAUGAUGAUAUUAUUUAUUAAAACAAUCUGUUGAUCGAG
Messenger RNA from Sphaeramia orbicularis (orbiculate cardinalfish), 1307 nucleotides. RefSeq names its product proenkephalin-A. Lineage: Eukaryota; Metazoa; Chordata; Actinopteri; Kurtiformes; Apogonidae. The record is from RefSeq and is a predicted model, not a curated record. Gene Ontology annotation, cellular component: dendrite; axon terminus; plasma membrane. The coding region runs from base 286 to 1008 and encodes 240 amino acids. Gene Ontology annotation, biological process: sensory perception; chemical synaptic transmission; neuropeptide signaling pathway. Gene Ontology annotation, molecular function: opioid receptor binding. The transcript has 3 exons.